Molecule: messenger RNA, 810 nt
Organism: Aspergillus niger
Lineage: Eukaryota; Fungi; Ascomycota; Eurotiomycetes; Eurotiales; Aspergillaceae
Exons: 7
Coding region: 1-810 (269 amino acids)
Source: RefSeq, a predicted model, not a curated record
AUGGUGCCAUUCAAGAUUCAGCUCUGCAUUCCCCGAAUCGAGAAAGAGGAGAUCCAUGGGAUGGUCCCCGAGGGAGGGGGAGUGAACCGUGCCGCCCCAGAUCCAUGGCUGAUGAAUCUAGUGAGGGCAAUGAGAAAAUCGAUAAUCGGAUUAUCGGAGCACGGGACACAGGAUGAUUGUUGGGAGGCCGAGCAUCUAUCGGUGGCAGACGCAGAUUGCAGAUGGAGCCCUGCCAUGUCGCUGGGAGAGACUAGACUAGUGUGUCCCGAGGUGCUGGCCAGGCGGCCCGGUAAUGGAGUCGAGGGCAGCGUGCAUGCGCCUGAAAGAGCAACAGACACCGCGACUAGAGUUGCCGGUGCCAGGCGCAUCUUGCAGGAAAGGAAGUGCACUUUGGCUGCCAAAGUGAUUAGCAAGACGCCCCCAAAUCCAGCAGGCUGGGGCGUCAACCAGGGAGCGAACGCUAGUUCGAUUCCCAAGGCGGGAGAUCUAACCGCAAAGUGGAAGUCACAGAUCCAAUGGGAGGGCAGGAAGAGGAAGAUUGAGUCAAGAACCGUGGGUGUUCGGGCUGAAGAGAUGCCCAAUAAUGGAUUAAUUCGUCUGCAUGACGGGAGCUGUUCGCUCUGGCCAUUCGCGACCCACUCGGGAUGCGAUCUGAAGUACGAAACCGCGACGGGUUUAGCGGGAGCUGCACUCGGCGGCUGUCAUUCGAUGUCUUGGGGGAAGCCAGUGGGUCGGAGUGGGAUCCGCGCCCCGAUCUUGGGGAGACUCAGAAUGGAUGGAAUUCCAAAUUCCAAAUCAUGGCAUUAUUAG